AUGACUCUUGCCGACCACGCACAAAAGCUUACCAGCACCCUGGAGCAAGCCAAGCUCGUCCCCGGGUCCGCGGCGGCGCUCAUCCCGGAAGGCUUCAAGCCUACGAUCAAGCUCGGGGUGUCGUUUGCUGGCAAGGCCGUUGAGACGGGCAACUUCUUCCGCGCCGGGGAGUGCAAGCUCGCGCCCAGCGUCGCCUUCGAGGCUGAGGAGGGCGCUCCGUCGAACGCUUCCUACACGCUGUUCUUGACCGACCCGGACGCGCCAACACCGGACAACCCGCAGUUCGCCUUCUGGCGCCACUGGGUCCUCCCCGGACUGCAGCCGCUGAGCGGAGAAGCGGUCGUCGGGCAGACGAAACCGGCGUUGACGGAGUUCCUUGGACCCGGGCCGAAGGAUGAUUCGAAGCCCCACCGAUACCUGUUCUUGCUCUACCGUGAGCCUGAGGGCCUUGACCUGAAGAAGGACGAUGUUGGCGGAGAGGAGUUUGUGCAGAGGCGGUCAUGGAAGCCGGCUGAGUUUGCUGAGAAGCACGGGUUGAAGCUUGUCGGAGUCAACUGGAUGACUUGCGCUGGAGAUGGCUGGACUGAGUAA
This is a messenger RNA of Colletotrichum siamense, 591 nucleotides long. Its product is annotated as OV-16 antigen. The record is from RefSeq and is a predicted model, not a curated record. Bases 1 to 591 code for a protein of 196 amino acids. The transcript is spliced from 2 exons. Gene Ontology annotation, biological process: regulation of Ras protein signal transduction; regulation of proteolysis. Gene Ontology annotation, molecular function: phospholipid binding; peptidase inhibitor activity. NCBI's taxonomy places the organism in Eukaryota, Fungi, Ascomycota, Sordariomycetes, Glomerellales, Glomerellaceae.